AUGAGCUGCUGUUUUCCAAAAUGUCGUAAAUCCAAACGAGAAGAUCGCUACAAAGUGAAAGAGGAAGAUUCGGCGCCAGCACCUCCAGAAGUUCGAGUCGAUCCGCCUGAACCGGUUUUCUCGUGGGACAAACGAGAAAACGUGGAUCUUUCUCAUUACACAGUCGCAAACAUCCACGGAGAAAGUCAUAAACGCGAAGGAAACACUAAAGAUGCGAUGCAAAUUGAAAAUUGCUCGGUAACGAUUUUUAAACUUCCAAAAAAUUGAAAUCAUGGAAAUUUUCAGGAGGCCUCAGUCUUUCUGCUCAAAACCACCGCCUCACUAACAAUCGACGAUUGUCGAGAUUGUCUUCUCAUUUUAGGGCCAUGUUCUGGAAGGUAACUUUUUAUGAAUGUUUGAUCGGGUACUAGAAAAUUCAAAAUCCAGAGUGGAAGAUUCUGGAAAAGCAGCUGAAAAUUACAAUUUUCAGCGUGUUUAUUCGUGACUGCACAAAUUGCAUCAUUUUGACUGCUUGCCAACAACUUCGGCUUCGAGAUUGUCACAAUGUUAAAAUUGCAAUUCUUUGUCCAACUCAACCGAUUAUUGAAAAUUCAGAUGAUAUUCAUUUUCACCCAUUGGCGCUGUUUUAUGAGGAUUUCAAAAGUAAUAGCGGUUUUUGAUGAAAAGUUAGGAACAAUUAUAUCGAAAUUCAAAUUUAAUGCAGAAUUCAGUUCUAAAUCAUGUUUUCGAAUGGAAGUUUAUAAUUUUUUUGUUGGAAGUGUUUUAUUAAAACUUCGCCAAAUUCCAAGUUCUCCACAGCUCAAAAAAUCUAGGUUUCGAAGCUUCCUCAAGCCCAGAGUUCUGUACUUCUAAAAAAUUUCAGCUCAAAAUUUUCCAGAUCAAAUGUGUGAAUCGGGUCUAAGUCUCUUCACAAAUCGCGUCAAAACCGCUCACGAUUUCACGCCAGAAGGAAAUCGCAAGAAUUUUUUGAUGCAUGGUGGAUUUGUAAGCAUUGUGAGUUGGCCAACAUUUUUAAUGAAACUAAAAAUAAUUUCAGGACGAAAAAUAUCUGGAAGUCAUGACCAAAGAAAACAUCAGUGUUGAGACUGCAAAAUCAUCUUUGCCAGUUUUCAAACCACCAUCUGUUACCAAAAAAGAGCUUCCAAUUUUUAUUUAUUCAAUUCGAGAGACCGAUGAAAGUCGAGAUGAUUUUUCGGAGAGAAUUUGCACUUUUACCGAGAUUUUGAAAGAUGUUCAAGAUUUGAAUUUGUUGGACUCGUAUGACAUUGAGACAAAAAAUAUUGAUAAAUCAAUAUUACCAGUGGAUGGGAGUUAUGGUAAAUUAUUUUAUCAGAUUGUAAAAAUUAUUUCGAAACAAGUUUUGUUUAAAAAUUCACGUUGCAAAUUAUUAUUUUAAAAAUACAUUCAGAAAAUUCCAAUUUUCUUGAAUUCUAGAAAUUGUGCAGCAUCAUAACAUUGAUUUAUAAAUUCAAUAUUUUUCAGAUAAUAUAAUCCUCUUUGAAAUGGUUGGCGAGUUAUCGAAACUUCAAGAAGUUUGCAAAGAGAACUUUGACAUUUUCAAAGUUUUGGAUGAGAGCAAAAUGGAGCAAGUGACCAAAUUGCUCAAAGCACAUAGAGCCAAAAAUGACUAA
Caenorhabditis angaria is the source of this 1631-nucleotide messenger RNA. The record is from the annotation of a GenBank genome assembly. NCBI's taxonomy places the organism in Eukaryota, Metazoa, Nematoda, Chromadorea, Rhabditida, Rhabditidae.